Messenger RNA from Telopea speciosissima, 4993 nucleotides. RefSeq names its product myosin-15. Lineage: Eukaryota; Viridiplantae; Streptophyta; Magnoliopsida; Proteales; Proteaceae. Gene Ontology annotation, biological process: vesicle transport along actin filament; actin filament organization. Bases 169 to 4707 code for a protein of 1512 amino acids. Gene Ontology annotation, cellular component: vesicle; cytoplasm; myosin complex. The transcript is spliced from 38 exons. The record is from RefSeq and is a predicted model, not a curated record. Gene Ontology annotation, molecular function: actin filament binding; microfilament motor activity; ATP binding.
UUCUCUCAUCGUUCUAGGGUUCCUCUUCUGUUUCUUGCUGAACCUUUCAAAUAUUUCCAAAUCCUUCUCAUGUACUUCUUCGACUUAAGCUCUACUUCCGCAGAAGAAAUUGUAGGGCUUUAGAUUCUGCGGUGCUGCUGUACUGUUUUCCGUUGUUCGGAAGCGGAGAUGAGUUUCCGCAAGGGCUCUAACGUCUGGGUAGAAGACAAGGACUUGGCAUGGGUAGCGGCGGAAGUAGUUGGUGUUUCUGGUAAACAAGUUCAAGUCCUUACGGCUUCUAGACGGAAGAUCUCGAUUUCUAGUGACAAAUUGCUUCUGAGGGAUCCCGAUGCCGACCACGGUGGAGUUGAUGACAUGACGAAACUAACUUACUUGAAUGAGCCCGGAGUACUGUACAACCUUGCUAGAAGAUAUGCACUCAAUGAUAUUUAUACAUAUACAGGGAGUAUCUUGAUUGCUGUGAACCCAUUUACGAAGCUUCCUCAUUUAUAUAAUGUGCAUAUGAUGGAGCAAUAUAAAGGAGCUCGGUUUGGUGAGCUAAGUCCCCAUGUUUUUGCAGUGGCUGAUGCUUCUUACAGGGCAAUGAUGAACGAGACUCGUAGUCAGUCUAUUUUGGUCAGUGGAGAAAGUGGGGCAGGGAAAACAGAGACAACGAAACUGAUUAUGCAGUACUUGACUUUUGUUGGUGGUCGAGCUGCUGGUGAUGACCGUACUGUGGAGCAGCAAGUUCUUGAAUCAAAUCCACUGUUGGAGGCAUUUGGUAAUGCAAGGACGAUUAGAAAUGAUAACUCAAGUCGUUUUGGGAAGUUCGUUGAAAUUCAGUUCGAUGUGAAUGGUAGGAUAUCUGGUGCUGCUAUCAGAACCUACCUUUUGGAAAGGUCUCGUGUAGUGCAGAUAACAGAUCCUGAAAGGAAUUAUCACUGCUUUUAUCAGUUAUGUGCCUCAGGAAAGGAUGCGAAGAAGUACAAGCUGGGUCAUCCGAGCAACUUUCACUACUUAAAUCAGAGUAAGACAUAUGAAUUAGAUGGGGUGAGCAGUUCAGAGGAAUACAUCAAGACAAGGAGGGCAAUGGAUAUAGUCGGUAUAAGUCUUGAUGAUCAGGAAGCUAUAUUUCGUACCUUGGCUGCUAUUCUACAUCUUGGGAACAUUGAGUUUUCUCCAGGCAAAGAGCACGAUUCAUCAACUAUUAAGGACCAGAAAUCUUGCUUUCAUCUUCAGAUGGCUGCUGAUUUAUUUAUGUGUGAUGCUAACCUUUUGCGUGCAACACUCUGUACGCGUUCAAUUCAGACACAUGAAGGAAGUAUUGUUAAAGCUCUUGAUUGCAAUGCUGCCAUUGCCAGUCGGGAUGCUUUAGCAAAGAGUGUUUAUGCCCGUUUGUUUGACUGGUUGGUUGAAAAAAUAAAUAGGUCUGUUGGGCAAGAUCAGGAUUCUCGCAUACAGAUUGGUGUUUUGGACAUUUAUGGCUUUGAAUGUUUUAAGAAUAAUAGUUUUGAGCAGUUCUGCAUUAACUUUGCGAAUGAGAAACUGCAGCAACAUUUCAAUGAGCAUGUGUUUAAGAUGGAGCAGGAGGAAUACAGCAAAGAAGAGAUUAAUUGGAGCUAUAUUGAAUUCAUUGACAAUCAAGAUGUUUUGGAUUUGAUUGAAAAGAGACCUAUUGGAAUAAUUGCACUCUUGGAUGAGGCUUGCAUGUUUCCAAAAUCAACCCAUGAAACAUUUUCGACAAAGCUUUUUCAGAGCCUCCGUACGCAUCCUCGAUUGGAAAAUGCGAAAUUUUCAGAGACGGAUUUUACCAUUUCGCACUAUGCUGGCAAGGUUAAUUAUCAAACGAAUUCUUUCCUAGAUAAAAACAGAGAUUAUGUUGUGGUAGAACACUGCAAUCUAUUGUCUUCCUCUCAAUGCUCCUUUGUUGCUGGCCUUUUCCCUCCUCCUCCGGAGGAAUCUUCAAGAUCAUCAUAUAAGUUUUCAUCUGUGGCCUCUAGAUUUAAGCAACAACUUCAAGCGCUUAUGGAAACCCUCAACUCAACAGAGCCUCAUUACAUUCGCUGUGUAAAGCCGAACUCGGUGAACCGACCUCAUAAAUUUGAGAAUCAGAGCAUAUUACAUCAGUUACGGUGUGGGGGUGUUCUAGAGGCUGUUCGAAUAAGCCUUGCUGGUUACCCCACUCGAAGGACUUACUCAGAGUUUCUUGAUCGUUUUGGGAUUCUAGCUCCAGAACUUAUGGAUGGAAGUUAUGAUGAAAAGACUUUGACAGAGCGCAUUCUUGUAAAGUUAAAACUUGAAAACUUCCAAUUGGGUAAGAGCAAAGUUUUCCUUAGGGCUGGUCAGAUUGCAGUCUUAGAUUCUCAAAGGGCUGAAGUUCUUGAUAAUGCGGCAAGGCUUAUUCAGGGUCGGUUGCGGACAUUUAUUGCUCGCAGGAAUUUUGUUUUGGUUCGUGCAGCUGCAAUCAUUCUUCAAUCGUACUGCAGAGGUUGCCUUGGUCAACAUGUGUUUUCUGUUAAACGUGAAGCAGCAGCUGCUCUUUCAAUACAAAAGAAUGCUCGCAGGUGGCUAUCCCGCUGUGCAUAUUUGAGACUUUAUUCAGCUUCUGUUCUUUUGCAAUCCAGCAUCCGAGGUUCAUUAACUCGUUGGAAGUUUCUUCACAAAAGGGAACAUAGAGCUGCUUUAUUUGUCCAGGCCCAAUGGAGGAUGUGUAAGGCACGCUCUUCAUUCCGAUGUCAUCAAAAUUCUAUUAUAAAGGUGCAAUGCCUCUGGAGGCAAAAACUGGCAAAAAGAGAGCUUCGGAGGCUAAAACUGGAGGCAAAUGAAGCUGGUGCAUUGCGCUUAGCAAAGAAUAAGCUCGAGAAGCAAUUGGAAGAGCUUACAUGGCGAUUGCAUCUAGAAAAAAGAUUACGGGUAUCUAGUGAAGAGGCCAAGUUAACAGAACUUUCAAAGCUUCAAAAAACAUUGGAAUCAUUGAAUUUGGAGUUGGAUGCAGCAAAGUCGGUUACCACUAAUGAGUGCAACGAGAAUGCAUUGCUUCGAAAUCAGCUGGAAUUAUCAAGACAAGAGAAAUCAGCUUUGGAGAGCAGACUUGUUGGAAUGGAAGAGCUGAGCAUGGAGAAUGCGGUUUUGAAGAGUUCACUGGAAUCCUUGGAAAAGACGAAUGCAGAGAUGGAGAUGGAGCUUGCCAAAGCUCGAAAAGAUAGUAUCGGUACCAUGGAAAAACUGCGGGAGGUUGAAGAGAAGUAUUAUCAGCUCCAGCAGAAUUUGCAAAGUUUGGAGGAGAAGCUCUCAACUUUUGAGGAGGAGAAUAAAGUUCUAAGACAAAAGGCAUUAAGCACAACUCCUAUGAGCAACCUUCCUGGGUUUGCCAAGCAAUUCUCAGAGAAGUACUCUGGAGCACUUAUGCUUCCCAUCACGGGCCGAAAUUCUAUAUAUGAGUCACCUACCCCUACGAAACUUAUGCCUCCUAUUCCACACAGCCUCUCAGAAUCACGUCGAUUGAAAAUGACUGCUGACAAGCAUCAGGAGGAUCAUGACUUUCUAUUAAGGUGUAUUAAAGAAGAUUUGGGAUUUAAGGAUGGUAAACCAGUCGCAGCUUGCAUCAUAUAUAAAUGUCUCCUUCAAUCGCGUGCAUUUGAGUCUGAGAGGACAGCGAUUUUCGACCAUAUAAUUGAGGGAAUCAAUGAAGCUCUCAAGGUGGAGGAUGGGAGCACCAUCUUGCCUUAUUGGUUGUCCAAUGCCUCAACGCUUCUAUGCUUGCUGCAAAAGAAUUUACGGUCCAAUGGUUUUCUCACACCGUCUUCUCAACGUUCUGGUCAAAUUGCAAGGAUGGCACAAGGUUUAAAAUCACCUUUGAAAUAUAUUGGAUUUGAGGAGAACGCUCCACAUGUUGAUGCACGCUAUCCAGCUAUACUAUUUAAGCAGCAACUGACUGCUUGCGUGGAGAAGAUUUUUGGCUUGAUUAGAGAUAAUUUGAAGAAAGAGAUAUCCCCACUAUUGGGAUUGUGCAUUCAGGCGCCCAAAAUUGUGCGGGCGCACACCGGGAAAUCCUCUAGAUCACCGGGGGUUGUUCCUCAACAGUCAGUGAACAGUCACUGGGAAAGUAUCAUCAAAUUCAUGGAUUCUCUUAUGAGUCGAUUGCGUGGAAAUUAUGUUCCCUCCUUUUUCAUUCGCAAGCUCAUUACCCAAGUAUUUUCCUUCAUCAAUAUCUCUCUUUUCAAUAGUCUUCUAUUGCGGCGUGAAUGUUGCACAUUUUCAAAUGGAGAAUAUGUUAAAUCUGGUCUGGCGGAACUUGAACAAUGGAUAGCUAAAGCUACAGAGGAGUAUGCAGGAACCUCUUGGCAUGAGCUAAAUUACAUCAGACAAGCUGUUGGGUUUCUGGUGAUACAUCAAAAGAGGAAAAAGUCUCUAGAAGAGAUCAGGCAAGAUUUGUGUCCGGCAUUGACAAUAAGGCAAAUUUACAGAAUUAGUACCAUGUAUUGGGACGACAAAUAUGGCACACAGAGUGUAUCAACUGAGGUGGUUGCACAAAUGAGGGAAAUUCUGAACAAGGAUUCUCAGACUUUUAAUACAAAUUCAUUCUUGUUGGAUGAUGAUCUAAGCAUUCCGUUCUCUACUGAAGAUAUAUCAAAGGCCAUCCCUGUGGUAGAUCCAUCAGAUGUUGAACUCCCAUCAUUCUUGCAUGAUUAUCCUUCUACACAGUUAAGGCUCUUGCAUCCUGAGUAAAUGGUUUUAUGAAUUUGAUUUAGCAGAGCAGCUUGAUUGCAGAUCCAACUUGAUGCGAGUUGUGUUGGUAAUUUACAAAGCCAACUAUGAAGAAUGGAUCACUACAAUCUCUUUGAGGGGUUCAGUAGCCAAUGGAUGUGAUUGUUCUAAGUGGUGGUUGACUAGACCACAAUGUAUACCAGGGGAAUGUCACUAUGCUUACCUCACAUUCAAGCAAUUGGUUACAAUGUAAUAUAAUUAUUGUUAGAUUGUUUCAUAUUAAAUAUAAUUCAUUUCAGCAGGCUCA